Panicum hallii is the source of this 4173-nucleotide messenger RNA. RefSeq names its product receptor-like protein EIX2. Lineage: Eukaryota; Viridiplantae; Streptophyta; Magnoliopsida; Poales; Poaceae. The transcript is spliced from 2 exons. The coding region runs from base 1638 to 4052 and encodes 804 amino acids. Gene Ontology annotation, molecular function: protein binding. The record is from RefSeq and is a predicted model, not a curated record.
CUAGCCGCCGCAUAGCCGCCUCAGCUCUGCCCACCGCCGCCCCCGCUGCCGCCGCCCCCGCCCGCCACGCCGCCCCUGCCCCGGCCGCCCGCCGCCGAGCUUGGGUGGAGGAGCGGUGCGGAGGAGCGGCGCGGGGUGGCCGGGCGCGGCAAGCUUGGGCGGAGGCGGCGGCGCGGGGUGGCCGAGCGCGACAAGCUCGGAGGAGCAGUGGUGCGGCCAGGCACGACGAGCUCCCUCCGCUGUCCGCCCAUGCGGAGGUCGUGGCAGGAGCGGCGCGACGCGGCCGGGCACGGCGAGCUCCCCUCCACCCUCCGCCGCACGGAGGCUGGGGCAAGGGCGGCGCCGAGCCUGCGUGGUGGCCUGGGCAGGGGCGGUGCGACCCAGCCGGCACGGCGAGUUCUCUUCGCCCGCGCGGAGCCUGGGGUAAGGGGUGGCCAAGCAGCGCGCGGCGGGCGGCGCCGAGCUCCGGCGCAAGGGCCGGCGGCGCGUAGCGGGGCGGUCUGCGCGGCUUAGGCCGAGGAGCGAAGCGGGGCAGCCGGGCGUGACGAGCUCGGAGGAGCAGCGGCGCGACCAGGCACGGCGAGCUCCCUCAGCCCGCGCGGAGGCCAGGGCAGGGGCGGUGCGACGCAGCCUGGCACGGCGAGCUCCCCUCUACCCUCCGCGGAGGCCGGGGUAGGGGAGGCGCCGAGCCUGCGUGGCGGCCUGGGCAGGGGCAGUGCCUCUCUACAGAUUCUUCUUCGCAUGGCUGAGUACAAAUCAUCGGCAUCAUCUCUCUCUUCUUCUUCCAAAGAAGCACUAGCUAGCUCUCUCAUUCCUACGAGAUGCAUAGCAGUAGCAGCAUAUCCACAUCCUGCAUCACUCAAGCAUCUUCUCCUAUCUCCUCUCAUUUUUCUUCGUCGAAGCAACACUAGCUACAGUGGCUUACUUUGUUCCAAUCGAAUUGCAUCCAAAUCCAAUCUCUAGCAGCAGCAACCCUCAAAUCAUCUCUGCUUUUCAUGCCAGUUCUCUGUUCUUUUCUCAACCACACAGGAGCAACAGCAGCUGAGCAAGGCCGCAACUUCUCGUCUUCUCUCGUCCAUCUCCCUCAAAUCAACAACAACAGCCUUUAUUGUUGUAUGGCCACUGCGCCACAUCCAGCAGCCUCCAAUACACCGGCACUAGCACGUUCUCCGUGCUCUUCAUUGCGGGCAUCAACGCUUCCAUGAAUGAUGCCCUCAACGUGUUCGAUGAAAUGGGUGCAAGGGUUACCAAUCUUUAUGAUCCAAAAGUAGUACCUACGUCUGUGGUCAUGAGAUCAAGGUCUACCGGUCCAAUCUCCGUUCCGCGUAUGUGUGACGGAAAAACGCUGUCUAAUUGGAACCCCAUUUUUCCUUGUGUUUUCCAGCCAUGCAUGCUAGGUGUUACGUCGUUGUUAGUUGUUGCUCAGUUUACGUGGACCGCAACGUCUUAUUCCACAACUUUAUGUGGUCACCAGCCUUUGAAAAUUCUCCGACGUGCUCUUCAGUCAAUGAAGUUAGAUAGAUCUUUGGAUCGCAGCAGGAAUUUAAGAGCACACACAGCUCAGGCCUUCUAGCACUCUACUAGCAGAUAGCUUUGCUCAUUGCCAGGUACUGCAUACACAGACCACACCACUUACUAUGCAUCCCUCCGCUGCCAAGUUCUUGCUUCUUCUCGUGGCCGCCGCCUCGAGCUUCUUGUUGGUGGCAUCGCAUGGACUGCCGCCGCGGCAGCUCAAGCGGAACGCGAGCUGCUUGCCGCACGAGAGGGACGCGUUGCUGGCCUUCAAGGAAAACAUCACCAGCGACCCUGAAGGCAUCCUCUCGUCGUGGCGACGAGGGCGGAAAGACUGCUGCCGGUGGAUGGGCGUCAUCUGCAGCAGCCAAACCGGCCAUGUCCUCGAGCUUGAUCUAAGCGAUAGAAAUUUGGCAGGCCAGAUAAGUCCUUCCUUACUGUCUCUAGAGCAUCUGGAGCACUUGGAUUUAGGCGGCACAUACUUAUCUGGUCAUGAUGGUCAUUUUCCCGAAUUCCUGUGUUCUUUCAAAAACUUGCGAUAUCUCAACCUCUCGUUGUUGUCGUUUGCGAGCAGACUGCCUGCUCAACUUGGCAACCUUUCCACAUUAGAAUACCUUGACCUCACCGACGCAUACUCUUUGCCGAGUGAGGUGCCGCCUCAGCUCGGUAACCUCUCAAACCUGCGACAUCUUGAUCUCGCUCAUAAUUAUUUGUACACAACUGAUAUCUCAUGGUUAGUUCGUCUUCAUCAGCUUGAGUAUCUUGAGAUGGCAGGCAUAAAUCUAAGUACAAUAGAUAAUUGGCUUCAUGCGGUAAACAUGAUUCCAUCUCUGAAGUCUCUCUCCCUUUCGAACUGCUCCCUUCCCAGAGCAAACCAAUGGCUCACUCACAUAAACCUCACAAAACUUGAGAUGCUUGAUUUAUCCAUGAACUACUUUGGGCAUCCAAUUGCAUCCAGUUGGUUUUGGAACAUAACAAGCAUUCAACACCUCGGGCUAAGUUCAACCUAUCUUUACGGUCCUUUCCCUGAUGCACUAGGACGAAUGACGUCCCUUUAUUACCUGGGAUUUACGAAAAAUGGAAACUCAGCCACGAUGGCAGUGGACUUGAAAAAUCUAUGUGAAUUACGUACUCUGGAGCUCGAUGGGAGCCUAUCAUCUGGGAACAUAACUGAGUUCAUAGAGAAGUUGCCACAAUGUUCUACUAGCAAAUUAGGCUGGCUAAGUUUGAAAGAUAAUAAUAUGACAGGAAUAAUGCCACAGGUAAUGGGGCACUUAACCAGCUUAACUGCUCUUAGCCUAUCUAACAACAGCAUUAGUGGAUCUAUAUCACCGGGGCUACAGAAUUUCACUAGUUUGGAGGAAUUAUAUCUCAGUUCCAACUACCUUAGUGGCCAGAUACCAUUGCUGCCAAGAGGCCUCAAAAUGUUGGAUGUCUCCGUGAACUUCUUGUCUGGGCAUUUGCACUUCGGAGCUCCAAAUAUUGAAGUACUAAUUCUAUCCUCUAAUAAAAUUACUGGUCCUAUUCCUGAAAAGUUUUGUGAGUUGCAAUAUCUACAUGUCUUGGAUUUGUCAAACAAUUAUUUCGCGGGAGAACUUCCUGUAUGUUCUUCGAUGCCAUACCUACACUGCUUGCUCCUAAGUUACAACAAAUUUUCUGGAAAGUUCCCAUCCUUGAUCCAACGCCUCUCCAAUCUAACUUUGCUUGAUCUUUCAUGGAACAAUUUCUAUGGGACAUUACCAAUAUGGAUCGGACAUCUGGCAGAGCUGCGAUUCCUAGAUCUGAGCCACAACAUGUUACAUGGGAGUAUUCCAGCGAAUAUCACACAUCUUAGACGACUUCAACUCUUAAAUUUAUCAUUCAACAAUAUAUCAGGAUCAAUUCCUCAGUCAUUAUCAAAGCUAAUGGCAAUGACAAUAAUAUAUCAGGAUCAACCUGAUUGGUACGUAGGUUGGGUAAAUAAUGAGUUCCUAGAUAUUUUGUCUGCAGUGACGAAGCAUCUACAACACAAGUAUGCCGCACAAAGUAUUUUUUAUAUUGUUGACAUCGACUUGUCUGUCAAUCAUUUAAUUGGAGGAAUUCCAGAUGAAAUAGCUUCUCUUGAUGGAUUGAAAUACUUAAAUUUGUCAAGGAAUUGCUUGAGAGGAAACAUUCCAAAGAAUAUUGGCGCUAUGGAAUUAGUGGAAUCAGUUGACUUCUCAUGGAACAGUCUUUCUGGUGAAAUCCCUGCAAGCUUGUCAAACUUGACAUUUUUAAGUGUCUUGGACUUGUCAUAUAACAAUCUAUCAGGAAGAAUACCGUCUGGGCGUCAGCUUGAGACCGUCUACGACAACAACCCAACUAUGUAUGAUGGGAAUAAUAAUCUCUGCGGACCCCCUCUUCAGAGAAACUGCUCAUCAGGAAAUAGUGAUCCUAAGCAUGGUAAUGAAAAGGCAAGCGGAGAGAAUUCAGAAUCAUUGUUCUUUUACUUGGGACUUGUAUCAGGGUUCGCAGUUGGCCUCUUGGGGGUGCUGUGUUCUGUACUCUUCAAGAAGCCAUGAAGAAUUGCUUUUAUCCAGUAGCAGAUUUAUUGUUGUGUAAUCAUACAUCAUCAUUUUAAUUUGAGGCCGGCACUCUGUUGGGGUUGGAUAUAUUAAUAACAUGUGGGAUUGCAUGUGGUCA